Messenger RNA from Adineta ricciae, 1890 nucleotides. The record is from the annotation of a GenBank genome assembly. NCBI's taxonomy places the organism in Eukaryota, Metazoa, Rotifera, Eurotatoria, Adinetida, Adinetidae.
AUGGUGCAAUUAUCACCCGAGUCAAAUAACAUGAAAAAGUGUAUUUACACCUGCGUUUAUCUAAUAUCAUUCCAAUCAAAAUCAUUGUCGAUGCAUAGACGUGGUCAUGAACGAUCAGCAAGUGCUGAGUUUAACCGUGUCGAUCGAACAGUUCGAAUUCAUAAUUCAACUGAACGUCUCCGAUCGGAGUUGCUGAAUUAUAUAACUAAUCGUUUCGAAGAAUUUUCUUCCGAAAUGAAACAAGCAGCAAAUAUGCCAUCGAUUGAUGAAAUCAUCGAACGACCAGUUAUGUCCAAUAGUGAUCUAUCAUCGAUCAAUAAAAUUGAUAAUCAACUAUCAGCUCAAACCAUCGCAUCAAAGCAAAGUGUUGAUAUCAAAAGAUCAUCAUCAGCAUUUCCAACAAAAGUAUUUCGCAUGCGUUCGUCAAUAAUGACUGAAUUACUUGAAGUGUCACAUAUAAAAUCCAUUCGACAAAUCUUUAUAUCUAUUCUUGUUCUACUUGUUUUUCAAGUAGCUUUGACGGACAUAUUCGAAAAGGGCACAGUAGACUUCUUUGUGUUUGACCUUAUUCAAUGGAAUUUUUCGAAUUUAUCACAAUGUGUACGUGUUUGGUUAUGUAUGUUUAUGGCUACCUGUGCAAUUGUUUAUUAUUGCUUUCACUUUUGGGCGCAUAAACGUCUCAGUUUCAUUCCUGUACAUUCAUUUGAUUCAACCGACACAGAAAAACUCAAGACUAACUCAACGACACUACUCAUCUUCGAUUGGAUUUGGUUUGUUGCGUAUUGCUGUUAUGUCGGAUUAUUCUUAUAUAUUCCAGUACAACAUAUACUCGCAGAAAACUAUCCCAUCGUCACGCGAAUUAUCAUUCUCGCAGAGCAGGUUCGAUUCCUUAUGAAAACUCAUGCAUUUGUACGAGAAAAUACGCCGCGUGCAAUACUCUAUGGUCAGAUUUAUUCCGAAGAAAUCAAAAUCGAAGAUUUAAGCAAAGACAAAUUCAAUGAUGCAUCGAAUGACCAGAAAGCAUUCUCUAUACCUCACACACCAUGUCCAGAAUUUUCAAAAUUUCUCUAUUUUCUAUUCGCUCCGACACUUAUUUACCGUGAUUCGUACCCACGAACAUCGUCCAUUCGAUGGACAUAUGUGAUAUCACAAUUAGCACAGUUCGCGACAACGUCACUGUUUGGCUACUAUUUAUUUUAUCGCUUUUGCUUGCCAGUUUUUCGACAUUUUAAUUCGGAACAUGUCACGCUCAAAAUAUUCGUUCUUUCAAUUCUGAAUUGCACUCUACCCGGAGCUCUAUUCUUGUUCUGUGCAUUCUAUGGUUUCCUACAUUGUUGGCUCAACGCAUUUGCUGAAAUGCUUCGUUUUGCAGAUCGACAAUUCUAUAGCGAUUGGUGGACUGCGACAUCGUGGAGUAGCUAUUAUCGAACAUGGAAUAUUGUUGUUCAUGAUUGGCUUUAUACUUAUGUUUAUCGUGAUUGCCACAAGUUACUCGGUGUAAAAUAUCGCUUGGUUUCCAUGUAUGCUGUCAUUUUCCUUAGUGCAUGUGUUCAUGAGUACAUCAUCUCGUUAGCAUUUGGUUACUUCUAUCCUAUUCUAUUUAUUCAAUUUGCCGUGCUCGGAUUUAUUUCGAUGUUGAUAUUACCACAACGCACUCAAAAUAAUGCAUUUAACGUUUUCAUAUGGGCGUCAUUAUUUGUGGGACUUGGAAUGCAAAUGUGUCUAUACUCCAUCGAAUGGUAUGCACGACUGAAUUGCCCUCGAUAUGUGAAUGGCCCAUUGGAUUAUUUCGUUCCACGCUCAUUUUUCUGUCACGAUGGUGGUGACACCAAAAUUCCGCUCACGAACAAUGUACCCAACCUUGUUCUUCAUCGUCAAAAUGAUUUAUAA